CAGAGCAUAGCAGCCUGCAUAAUGACCGGGCACCACUGCUGGGGAUACGGACAGGAUGACGGGCCUUCUAAGUGGUACAAAUCAUAUCCCAUUGCCCAGGGACAUCGUCAGUCACCUGUUGAUAUAGUUUCCACGCAAGCAGUUUACGAUCCUAGUCUGAAGCCUCUUAUUAUCUCAUAUGAAUCGUGUGCAUCUCUUGAAAUCUCCAACAAUGGCCACUCAGUCAUGGUGGACUUUGAAGAUGCUGGUGAUAAGACAGCUCCACUUGGUUCACUGGAAUGCCAGGAAGUAUGCAACAUUUGGAGAAGCAGCAGCAGCUCCAGAUGGUUUGGCGGUAGUUGGUAUUUUCUUGGAGGUCUUCAAAAAAUUUGCUUUGCUGAAAGAAUCACUCUACAAAGAGUUCAUCUUAUGAUGUCCAGUACUGUAUCCUCCAGGAUUUUAAGUUCUGCAAGAAACAGUAUCAUUGUUUUGCAAGGAAAAGGAUGUUUGUACUCAAGAUAUAUCCCAAACAGAAACCAGAUGAAAUGGAAAUGUGGAUUUGCCAAAGGGCCUCUUUCCCCUUUUGUGCUGAGCUGGAGCAUCAACAAUGUCUUCACUUUAAAAAAAGCAUUCAGACAUACUUCAACUGAAGAAGAAGACUUCAGUCUUCAGUUGACGUCAUCACAAAUAAAUGAUAUACUAAAAGCAGAUGAAUUUUCUCAUAAAAUUCACGACUUUGAUGGUAAAAAUGCAAAUUCUGUGCUGAAAUUUGAGAGUAACCAGCUGGCUGCCAACACACCGAAUGAAGAUCAUAGAAGUGCAGCCAUAUGCUUGCAGACCAAAGGGAUGAUGUUUGGGGUCUUUGAUGGUCAUGCAGGUUAUGCAUGUGCUCAGUCGGUAAGUCAGAGACUGUUGUAUUAUAUAGCUGUCUCUCUCAUGUCUCAACAAACGCUGGAAGAGAUUGAGUUUGCCAUGGAACGCAUGAAACCAGUUCUGCCAAUUCUGCAGUGGUACAAGCAUCCAAAUGACGUGUACCGAGAAGUAGCCUCACUGUACUUAGAUCACCUCAGAGUUUAUUGGCAGGAACUAUUGAACCCAGAUAUAGAACUGGGAUUCAGUGUAGAAGAAGCCUUGAUAUAUGCAUUCAAAAGGUUAGAUUCAGAUAUAUCACUGGAAGCUCAGGCUCCCCUAGAAAAUGAAAUGAUGAGAAACACUGCCCUUCAAGUAGCUUUCUCUGGGGCAACAGCCUGUGUGGCUCACAUUGAUAGUGUUCACUUACACAUUGCAAAUGCUGGGGAUUGCAGGGCAAUCCUAGGGGUUCAAGAAGAAGAUGGAAUGUGGUCUGCACUCUCUCUUACUCGAGACCACAAUGCUUUCAAUGAAGCAGAAAUCAGAAGGUUAAAGGGAGAACAUCCUAAGUCUGAGGAGGAAACUGUAAUCAUAAAUAACAGGUUGCUGGGGAUUCUUAUGCCCUCCAGAGCUUUCGGAGAUGUCAGAUUCAAAUGGAGUAAAGAACUGCAACACAGUAUUCUGGAGAAUGGUUGUGAUGUUGAGGCUUUAAAUAUUUAUCAGUAUGCUCCUCCCAAUUACUAUACGCCUCCCUAUUUGAUUGCAGAGCCUGAAGUCACCUACCAUAAACUAAGAUGUCAAGAUAAAUUUCUAGUUAUUGCUUCAGAUGGACUGUGGGACAUGCUGAACAAUGAGGAUGUCAUAAAACUUGUUGCAGAACACCUAGCACAAGCUAAUAUGCAGAAACCAAGGAUGACUCUUCAGAAACCAGCCAGCUUGGGUUACAUGCAAAGUCUGCUGCGUCAUAGAAAAGCCAGAGGUGUUGGCUCAUAUGACCAGAAUAUAGCCACUCACCUUAUAAGGCACGCAAUUGGAAAUAAUGAAUAUGGAGAGAUAGACCAAGAGAGACUUGCUGCAAUGUUGACUUUGCCUGAAGAUCUAGCAAGGAUGUAUAGAGAUGACAUCACUGUUACUGUGGUAUAUUUUAAUUCAGAUACAAUUGACAGCUACUACAAAGAAAAUGAAUAGGAGUUGCAUUAAUAUUGUACCAUAUAAUGGCCAAUUCUGAUACUGGGGACCAUUAAUGUUUACUUCCACUAAUAGUCAAGCCAUUACAAAUGCUAUUGUCUGCAAGUCCCCCGUUCUUUAGUACUGAAUAGCCAUGAGCUCUUUUGGAAAUAAUUUUCUAGAACAACUAAUUUGUAAGAUUUCUCUGGGCUCCCAGUUUUGUGCUGAUUGAAGUAAAAUAUGCUGCUUGCAGUUCAGCAGAAUGUGAGUGGAGGCAGGAAUGAAAGACAGUGAGCCUACUCCUUGUCCCAUUGACACCAACGGCAAAACUCCUGAAGUGAACAAAAAGCAGACAAAUAUACUAGUUUAGAUCAAACUUGUCAGUGAUGAGUAGUACUUGUAAAAGAACCAAGAGCAAAAGGAGCCAUUGUUCAAAGGCCUCAUGUAAGGUAGGGUGGCCUCCUCUCAAAGUAUAGUAGUCAAAAUCUAGGACUGUGUACUAGGAAUGGACACUAGGUUGUAUCAGAUACUUGAAACUGACUCCCUUAAACUAAAGUGUUGCCUUUUAUGCUUGGAAAUUAAUUUAAAACCAGACUGUAACUUGGAUUUUGGGACUGCCAGACUACUUUUUGCUAGUCAUAUUUUAUGCCUAUUGUAAGGAAACCAUACCUUUUUUCAAGACUGGCUGACUUUAAAGUGCGAAACUGAAUAGAAAGGGCAUGUGUGCGAACACGUGUAACAAUCCACAGCUCCAGCACACUUUAAAAUAGUUUACAAUCUUUUCUUUAGGAAUAUUAUAUAUUUCUAAUUUAAUGAGUUUUUACUGCACCAACAGUACUUGACUGGAUUAUUUUCUUACGCAUAUUGUUUGACUUACUAAAAAUCAAUUUUAUAUUAGAAACUGCUGGUUUAGUGCACAAUAUUUCAUAGAUCAAUCUGUGAAAUUGCAACUUAGAUAUUGUCCAUUUAUGGAUUUGGAAUUAAUAAGUGCAUCUGAAACUUAAAUGUAGGCGUUGGAAACGAUACCGCAUUUACUUUUUCUUUAAAAAAUAGAAUUGACGACAAUACUGGCAUUUUACCAAAGAGAACUUCAUUCUUGUUUUUUCUACUCCUCUCGCUUUUAGGACAUGAACUGCUUAUGCCCAUGUGUACAAUGCUGUUUAAAUGCUCUUGAUUACUAUUCAGAUCCUUAUUUCCUUGGUGAAUUUUUCUUUUUACAUUUAAAAACACUUGUGUUUAAGUUGUACUAAAAGAAUCAACAUUGUAUAGCUUUCUUUUAUACUCCACCUUCUAGAAUACCCUAUUUAAAACUUGAAACUAGCUUUCCUUUUUUACAAUCUGGCCUGCACAGUGGUGUAGUGACUUUUUUUUGUUAUGUAUUGGCAUAAUUGCUGCCUUCAGGAAUGUGCAUACUGUAGUUCUGGGAACAGAGGCCUCUGUUUUACUGUGUUUGCUACCAGGAAAGUACCUACGCAUGUGUUACAGAGCUAGUAAUAUGUGGAGCUGCACCCCCCCCCCGCACUCCAUUUUUAAAAAAGGGUGGCUUUUUUCAUAAUUUUUUUGCAUGUUAGAGUGUUAAAGAUAUCUACAGUUCAGAGAAUAUUUCUCCUCCUAGUAACUGUAAAGUAGAUUAAAAUCUUGGGCCUAAAUUAGUAGCAUUUGUGUCAUGUGGCAUUUCCAAAAAAAACCCAAUCCAUUUAUUCAUCAGUAUAAACCAUCUAUUAAUGGUUUGUAGAGCAUUUUAAUAAGAUCUCACAUUAAAGUUACCUAGGAAACUGUACAAACUGUUAAAAAUUCUAAUAUUUGUGAUUAAUUGUAGGCAGAUUUGGGACAAUCAAGUGUAUGUAUUUUGAUGUUGCAUUAACAAUUAUUGCAUCCCAGGUUGCAACCGUCACAGCUUUCUCUCCAUAUUAUCUAAAUGUUCUUUUCCCUCAGAUAUGACUGUCUUGAUUUAUGGGUCCCAGUACCUGAAAGCACUUAAGCAUGGGCUUAAAAUUACAUAUAUGCUUAACUGCUUUGCAUAAUAAGGGAUGCUUUCCUGAAUCGGGAUCCUAGCACCAUAUAAGUAACAUACCUUUAAAGUACUUUGUUUAGCAAAUAUCAGAGCAGAAAAGGUAAUUUAACUUUGAGGCAGCUGGCAUUUUUUCUAUAUUGCUAGUCAAAUGUGGCUUUUCUGUGGUUAAUGUAUACAGCAGAAAGAAUGGCUGAAGGAAGAAGACUUGAGUCUUGGAUUGGUGGUGGAGGCUGAACGAAAACAAUGCAUGUGUUUGUCAGGGGUGGGGGAAUGUUAUAGGGGAUAUUGAAGUUUUGGUCUCUCAUAGUCUCAUUUAGUCUUAAUCCAUCCCUACCUGUUCGGGUGGCACUGGGCUCACUGACUUCUCUCAUUUGGAAGAAGAGGAGAGAGAAUAUGGAGGAGGAAUUGUAGGUUGCAAAGCUAAGGAGGACACUAUCUCAGAGCAAGUUUUUUGAGAGCCCUCCCCAAACCUCUAGUUCCCAUUUAGCCUUAAUCUCUCUGAGUGGUUUAAGUGGGAUAUCUUUUCCCAUGUGCCUACACUUGGUUUUUUGAAAGUGUCUAUGCAUGAGCAGCUGUAUGGUUUCGUUAUUUACGUCAGUCAGACAGUAGCCAUAAAAACAGUGCUGUAAAGGAGUGUAUAUCUAGACUACUACUUACUCGAUGAGGGCACUAUAUCAGUAGUGAUGUGGCUACGAGAACAAAGACUCUGAUAGAGUAGAUAAAAUGAAAACUUUAUCUAUAUAUAUUAAAGCAAUCAAUAUGCUCAGUAAAAUACUUAGAGGUAAUGCAAGCCUUUAUCUGUUAAAGUACAGUGUUGCAAAUCUAAGUACUUUUUAAGGUAUAGUUAAAAUGACUUAGGCUUUAAUUUUGUGAAUAUUAUAUAAUUAAUGUGGUCAUGGAUUUUGUUGUGCAAAAAUUGAAGUGUGUGUGCAACGAGUGAGCUAAAUGGUCUAAUGUGUUACUACUAGAUAUGCAAAUAUAACUUUUUUAAAACAAAUUGAUGAUUAUUGUUUUGGGGAUUGCAGUCACAUCUGACACUGGAAAUGGUACUAGCUCUAAUUUCAUGCCAGUAUGUGCCUGAUUUAACUUGUAACACUGUAAUUAUUGUUCCUUGGAAAAUGGUGACAUUAAAGCAAGUGCUUAGUGUUCAAUUUACUGACAAAUAGUGGUGUUUAGCUGCACGCUUUCUUGCAUUUUGCUGGAAACCAAUGGUGGCCAAUUCCUGUUAGUGAUUAAUUUGAUAGCAAAACUCCCAUCAACUUCAUAACUUAUCUUUGUAACUUCACAAACAUGUUGAAUAGGCAUUAAUGUGUGCAGUAUGCAGUGCUCUGAAGUUGUGGUAACAUGCUUCUAUGCUAAACUAAUUUAAAUGAAGUUAACAUGUUGAUCGUAUCACAGUUACAGGAUGACUUGAUAGUUAAGUUUAGCUGUGUAAACCUUGCUGUAUCAGAAAUAUCUACUGUAGCUUUACUGACAGUUUAAUUGGCUUAGUUUGAGUCAACUCUAUGCCUGGAAAUUCAACAUUUUUCACUUUAACAAUAUUUUUUAUAAUAUCAAGUCAAGAUGUAGUAAUAAAACUACCCAUUGCCUAUGGAACUUGUUUUUUGCAUACCCACCUAAUGUGCCUCUUAAAUCUAAAGAAAACAAUCUUAGUUGAAACACUGGUAUACAUACUCAUCCCUUCCAAGGAAAUGUGUUUAUGUAAACCUAACUUUAUCUUGGAUUUGAACUAUAGUUUUCUGGCAUUAUUUUGAAACUUAUUUACAAUAUGCAAAAAUAUUUGUUUUUGUUGAGUGUUUAAGAAUGCUUUUCUCUCUGUACUUAUGACUUAUUUGUAUUUAAGUUUUCAAAACUUCAUAGGGUUUAUUGAUUUUUCUAACUUUGUAAAUAUUGAAGUGAAUUAAUAUUUUGUAAAUAAAAUAUGCACUCUACACUUGUGUGAAAUUGAUUUCAAAAUGCCACUUUAAUAGCCAGACCUUAUUUGUCUUGGGAGGGCUAAGGUGGGUGUGAGAGCUAGGCUAGGGCUAGUGUACACUGAAAACUUAAAUCAGUAAAGCUGUCUCAGGGUGUAAAAAAUCCACAGCCGUGAGAGAGCUAGGUAUGUCAAGCUAACCCCUGGUAUAUACAGUGCUAGGUCAACUGGAGAACUUUUCCAUCACCCUAGUUAUCACCAUUGGGGAGGUGGAUUACCUCUCUGAUGGGAGAAUCCCUGCCAUCAGCAUAGGUAGUGUCUACACUGAAGGGUUGCUGCUGUAGUAUUUUAAUUGUAGAUAUACCCUUAGGGCUUGGCUACAUUUGUGAGUUAAAGUGC
Messenger RNA from Gopherus evgoodei (Goodes thornscrub tortoise), 6320 nucleotides. It is a transcript of the gene CA7, whose product is annotated as carbonic anhydrase 7. Bases 22 to 2016 code for a protein of 664 amino acids. Gene Ontology annotation, biological process: protein dephosphorylation; regulation of intracellular pH. Gene Ontology annotation, molecular function: protein serine/threonine phosphatase activity; carbonate dehydratase activity; zinc ion binding. NCBI's taxonomy places the organism in Eukaryota, Metazoa, Chordata, Testudines, Testudinidae. The record is from RefSeq and is a predicted model, not a curated record. The transcript has 4 exons. Gene Ontology annotation, cellular component: cytoplasm.